Penicilliopsis zonata CBS 506.65 is the source of this 984-nucleotide messenger RNA. RefSeq lists its product as hypothetical. Gene Ontology annotation, biological process: phosphatidylinositol phosphate biosynthetic process; inositol metabolic process; signal transduction. The coding region runs from base 1 to 984 and encodes 327 amino acids. NCBI's taxonomy places the organism in Eukaryota, Fungi, Ascomycota, Eurotiomycetes, Eurotiales, Aspergillaceae. The record is from RefSeq and is a predicted model, not a curated record. The transcript has 6 exons. Gene Ontology annotation, molecular function: inositol monophosphate 1-phosphatase activity.
AUGACACACGCUCUCGACCUCGACCAGAUCUACGCCUUUGCCGUUGGUCUCGGCCGGCGCGCCGGCGAGCUGCUGCUCGCCCGCGCCGAACAGCGCAUCAGCGGCACGGCCGAGGCGGUUCUCGAGAAGGACAGCGCGGUGGACAUUGUGACACAGACAGACGAGGAUGUGGAAUCCUUUAUCCGCAACGCCAUCCAAGCCCAAUAUCCCACCCACAAAUUCCUCGGAGAAGAAACAUAUGCCAAAGGCCAGUCGCGCGAUUACCUGAUUGAUGACCAGCCGACGUGGGUGGUAGACCCGUUAGACGGGACCGUCAACUAUACCCAUCUAUUCCCCAUGUUCUGUGUGUCGAUUGGGUUUGUGGUAGAGCAGAAACCGGUGAUCGGGGUGAUCUACUCGCCCUUUCAAGACCAACUGUUCUCCUCGUGCACGGGGCGAGGGGCCUGGCUGAACGAACGCCGCCGUCUGCCUCUGCUGCAGAAACCGAGCAUCCCGCCCAUGCCGGCCCAUGCGCCGAGUCAAUGCGUUUUCGCCUGUGAGUGGGGGAAAGACCGUCGCGACCACCCGGACGGAAACCUGUACCGCAAGAUCGACAGCUUCCUCAACAUGGCUGUCGAGCGGGGCGGGAGAGAGGGAAAGGGAGGCAUGGUGCAUGGGGUGCGCAGUCUGGGCAGUGCAACCUUGGACCUGGCAUAUACUGCUAUGGGAUCGUUUGAUAUCUGGUGGGAGGGGGGGUGUUGGGAGUGGGACGUCUGCGCUGGAAUCGCCAUCCUUCUCGAAGCAGGCGGUCUUGUUACAACCGCCAAUCCGCCAGAGGAUAUCAAUGCGCCCAUUGAAGACUUUAAACUGGGCAGUCGGCUCUACCUGGCCAUCAGACCCGCCGGCCCGUCCUCGACAGAGACAGCAAGGGAAAGCCAGGAGAGAACGGUGCGUGAAGUGUGGCGGCGUGUUCGGAAUUUGACAUAUGAGCGGCCAGGCUGUUAG